AUGGCCUCUUCCGCCAGCGCCGACGCGACAUGGCUUCCCAGCGCGGGCCUGCUCGCCGGCCACGAGUUCGACCAGACCACCAUCGCCGCCACCCUGGUCGCCCUGCUCACGCUGCCCGUCAUCGCGAGCUACCUCUUGGGCAAGAAGGACAAUGGCAUCCCGCUCGCCAACCCGCCCAGGCGGUUCCAGCCCGAGGCCAUGGCCAAGAUUGAGUUUUCCACCGACGCCCCCCGCAUCCUGAAAGAGGCCAGAGAGCGGUUCCCCAACAAGCCCUUCCGUUACCUGAGCCCGUGGGGCAUGAUCAACCUGCUGCCGUCGGACAUGGCCCUCACCGUGAAGAACAACGCCCCGCUUCUCAGCUUUCGGAAGAAGCUCAGCGAGCGACACCCCGCCAUCAUCCCGGGUUUCGAAACCUUCAGGAACCUUGACCACCCGGGCGAGGUAGUGCAAAACGUCGUCAAAAAGCAUCUGACCAAGAGACUGAACACCAUCACCGAGCCGCUUGCUCUCGAAACAGCGUUUGCGGUGAACAAGUUGCUAGGCCAGCCAUCUGACUGGGCCGAGACACCCCUCUACGACACGAUGCUGGGUCUCGUCGCGCGCCUUUCUUCCAGGGUUUUCCUCGGGCCCGAGCUCUGCCGCGACGCGGCGUGGCUGGAUAUAACGGCGAAUUACACAAAGGCCGAAAUCCAGGCCUUCGUGGCCCUCGGCUUUUUCCCCUAUCUGCUCCGGCCCAUCAUCGCCUUUUUCGAUCCCACCUGCCGGGCCGUCGCGAGGGAGAAGGCCCGGGCGGUCCUGAUCGUCGAGGGCGAGCUCGAGCGGCGUCGCAAGGAGAAACAGGAGUGCGCCGCCCAGGGCGUUGCGCCGCCCACAUACAACGACGCCAUCGAGUGGGCCGAGAUGGAGGCUGGCAGCCCCCCGGUCAACCCUACCGAUUUCCAGCUCACCCUCUCGUUCGCCGCCAUCCACACCACGACCGACCUCAUCUCCCAGACGAUGCUGAUGCUCGCCAUGACCCCGGGAUCUAUCGAGGCUUUGCGGGAGGAAGCGGUCGAGGUCCUGGCGUCUGGGGGCUGGACCAAGAACUCCCUGUACCAUUUGAAGUUGAUGGACAGCGCCCUGAAGGAAGCCCAACGUGUUAGGCCGCCUGCGUAUGACGGCCUGCAGCGCAAGGCCAUGGCCGACUUCGUCCUGCCCAACGGCCAAAAGCUCCGCAAGGGCGACCUCGUCGCCGUCGACGAGCACGCAGGGCUGUGGGACCAGCACGAGAACCCGGAAAAGUUCGACAUGUACCGGUUCCGGCGCAUGCGCGAGACGGCGGGCGGCGAGCACAAGGCGCAGCUCGUCUCCACGACGCCCGAGCACAUGGUCUUCGGGCUCGGCAAGUACGCCUGCCCCGGCCGCUUCUUCGCCGCCAACGAGGUCAAGAUCGCGCUCUGCCACCUCCUGCUCAAGUACGACUGGGAGCUGGCCCCCGGGACGCCGACCGACCCCAUCGUGGCGGGCGGCUUGCCUGCCAUCGACCCGGCGGCCAGGCUGCGGCGUAGGGUGAGGGUGCCCGAGAUUGAUCUUGACGCCCUCGAGGUUGAGAAGACGGCCGAGUAGGCUGGGCAUCAUGGCUCUGGUGGCCGCCAUCACGGGACGGCUGGGGCGAAAGGGCAGCCGGAGCAAACUUGGCUGGGAGACGGGCGCUCAAAACGACGACGGCAGAUGGGCGGAGGUGGAAAGUUGGAUUGUCACGUACCAUGUGUCCAGCCUCUCUGGCAGGGUUUUUUUCUUUCUUUUUUUCUUUGACUGGAUUCGAUGGGCUACCGAUCAAGUUUGACUGAUAGUCUUUUUAUCCGGCUUUUCUGAAUAGUAUUUUUACACCUCAAGCACAGGUUUCGUCCCGUUUCGCACCUACUGGAACAUUCAGUAGCUAUUGCUUAUUCCGG
This is a messenger RNA of Gaeumannomyces tritici R3-111a-1, 1934 nucleotides long. RefSeq lists its product as hypothetical. The coding region runs from base 1 to 1605 and encodes 534 amino acids. The record is from RefSeq and is a predicted model, not a curated record. The transcript is spliced from 5 exons. Gene Ontology annotation, molecular function: iron ion binding; oxidoreductase activity, acting on paired donors, with incorporation or reduction of molecular oxygen; heme binding. Lineage: Eukaryota; Fungi; Ascomycota; Sordariomycetes; Magnaporthales; Magnaporthaceae.